GUAAAAUGACGCGCCCCGUACACCGCUGGCCCUCCACUGCCAAACAGGCGUGGAAUUGCUGUAGUGUUACUUGAUUGAAGAAUUGUAUUUUGUGAUUUUUCUCGUUUAACAAAACCGACCUGGCGUUGCAAGUUCGGACGAGUUUUGACACACUUGAGGAACGCGGUAACGGCGACCAACGAGGAUGUUUAAAAAAUUUGAUGAGAAAGAAAAUGUGUCUAACUGUAUCCAGCUGAAAACAUCAGUGAUCAAAGGCAUCAAAAAUCAGCUGUUGGAACAGUUUCCUGACAUCGAGUCAUGGCUCAAUCACAUAAUGCCAAAAAAGGACCCUGUCAAGAUAGUGAGAUGCCAUGAACACAUUGAAAUCCUGACAGUGAAUGGAGAACUGCUUUUCUUCAGACAAAGAGAAGGACCAUUCUACCCAACCCUCAGAUUGCUGCAUAAAUAUCCUUUCAUUCUUCCACACCAGCAAGUAGACAAAGGAGCCAUUAAAUUUGUCUUGAGUGGAGCCAACAUCAUGUGUCCCGGACUGACGUCACCAGGAGCUAAACUUUACCCGGCUGGGGCUGACACAGUAGUUGCCAUAAUGGCAGAGGGAAAACAACACGCACUUUGUGUUGGCGUAAUGAAGAUGUCUGCAGAAAGCAUAGAAAAAGUCAACAAGGGAAUCGGAAUCGAGAAUGUUCACUAUCUGAAUGACGGAUUGUGGCACAUGAAGACGUAUAAAUGAUGCCUGCAACGCCCAACCCCAAUCUCCUCGGAAAAUGUGCGGAGCUCUUGACAAUGAGGCAUGAGCUGCCAGUCAACUGUUUACACGUACAGACUUAGCUGUGUAACCUGCUGGACGCUUCGACUUAACCAUCAUUAUGCACAAAUAAAAGAUCUUGCUUUAAACUAUA
Molecule: messenger RNA, 899 nt
Organism: Acanthochromis polyacanthus (spiny chromis)
Lineage: Eukaryota; Metazoa; Chordata; Actinopteri; Pomacentridae
Gene: mcts1
Product: MCTS1 re-initiation and release factor
Exons: 6
Coding region: 185-730 (181 amino acids)
Biological process (GO): formation of translation preinitiation complex
Molecular function (GO): RNA binding
Source: RefSeq, a predicted model, not a curated record